Molecule: messenger RNA, 3846 nt
Organism: Lithohypha guttulata
Lineage: Eukaryota; Fungi; Ascomycota; Eurotiomycetes; Chaetothyriales; Trichomeriaceae
Gene: CLU1
Product: Intracellular distribution of mitochondria
Exons: 2
Coding region: 1-3846 (1281 amino acids)
Biological process (GO): intracellular distribution of mitochondria
Cellular component (GO): cytoplasm
Molecular function (GO): protein binding; mRNA binding
Source: RefSeq, a predicted model, not a curated record
AUGGCUGCUCCAAAUGGUGACAUAAGCGAGAAGCAAUUACCUAAUGGUGCGGACGAGCACGAGCAACAUGAGCAUGGUUCAGACCAUCAUCACGAGCAUGAGCAUGAGCACGAUCAUGAUCACGAGAAUCCUGCCAUCACCUUUCAGGUUCAUGUCAAGCUACCUCACAAACCCCAUAAGUUGACCUUGACUGUUUCCAACCAGGAGCAAGUUCAAGAUUUGCGUCAAUCCAUCGUCGAGACUCCAGACACUUUCCAGUAUACCUGCUUUCAUCUUGAGCACAAUGGAGAGCGUAUCAAUGACUUCGUUGAGCUCUCCGAAGUCAAAGAUCUUGGUGCUGACUCUGAGGUCACUUUGGUGGAGGAUCCCUAUACUGAGAAAGAGGCUCGCAUGCAUGUCGUGAGAAUGAGGGAGCUGAUCGGCGCUGCCGGCGACCGUUCAGAUCAGCUGCAUGGUAUUUGCGCCGGUGCGUCUUUACACGACGACCUAUUCGGCGCGGCACCUGCGUCUGAGGCUGCGAAAGAGAAGGUUGCUGAUACUCAAGGAUCACUUGCUGGUUAUGAUGUCGACAGCAAGCCAGAUAUCAACACCAUCCUGCCCAAGGAUCAGAAUACAUUGCCCAAGACUGUGAAAGGUCUGUCGGUGUCCCAGUGGAAUCCACCUCCGCAUCAUCUGCGACAGCGUGGUCACUUGCUAUAUCUCGUCCUGGCCACCAAUGAGGGUGAGCAGCACCAGAUCACUGCUAGCAUAUCCGGUUUCUCUGUCAACAAGUCCUCAAGUAACAAGUUCGAUCCAUUCCCGAGGCCUGCUCCUAAGAACUACAGCGCACAUUCCCUGCUGGGCCUCAUCUCUCUCCUAUCACCCUCAUUCAAUGCCUCUUUCGUCGAGCUACAAAAGGCUAAUGGCCAGAAAGACCUCCUUACCACCUUCCCCUUCCAGAAUGCUAUUCCCGCGAACCCUUGGUUGUUGAACCCUUCAGCUGCCCAACACCAUCAGUCCGACCCUACAAGAUCUCAAGAAGCUUUCCUGCUUGGAGGUGCAGAUGGUGCCGAGAACCUGAGAGACUGGAACGAGGAAUUUCAGACCACGAGGGAACUGCCUCGAGAAACACUUCAAGACCGCGUCUUUAGAGAACGUUUGACCUCGAAACUUUUCGCUGACUACAACGACGCCGCUGCAAGAGGUGCUGUUUUGGUGGCUCGCGGAGAAGUUGCUCCUCUAAACCCGACCGAGGGUAAGGACGCUCAAAUCUUCAUCUACAACAACAUCUUUUAUUCCUUCGGUGCCGACGGUGUGCAAACUUUCGCUAGCGAAGGAGGUGACGAAGCUGCGAGGGUCGCUGUUGGUAAGGACGUCACUGGCGUCAAAGCUGUCAACCAGCUUGACAUUCCCGAUCUUUUCACUCCUGGCACCGUUGUUGUUGACUAUCUUGGCAAACGAAUCGUUGGCCAGAGCAUAGUCCCCGGCAUCUUCAAGCAGCGCGAACCUGGAGAGCAUCAAAUUGAUUAUGGUGGUGUUGAGGGCCGAGACGUCGUUACUGAGAAUGCUGCUUUUGUGCCUGUUUUUGAAAAGCUUUCCAAGGCCUUACACGUCAAGAAACAUGCUGUCUGGGAUAAGGAAGGCAAACGACAUGAUUUGGAGGGUAGUGUUGAGACCAAGGGCUUGCUGGGAACCGAUGGCAGGAAAUACGUGCUGGACCUGUACCGUAUCGCUCCACUCGACGUCGCUUGGCAGGAGCAAGUGGCUGCUGAAGAACAGGACAACAAAUAUCCGCACCGAAUGUCGAUAAUCAGAUCAGAGCUCGUAGAAGCUUAUUGGAGAACCAAGAUGCAGGAAUACGUCAAGGCUGAGGUCGAAAAGAAGAAGGCCGCACAACCAGAUCAGAAGCAGAUCGAAGGAGAGGAAAAGAUUGACGAAAAGAGUGAGGAGAAGAAGGAAGGUGACACAGAGAGUAAGCCUGCCGAACAAGAAAGAGUCGACCUUUCCAAAUUCGACUGGACAAUCAACCCCGAUGUGUGCAGUGGACAAGUUCCACAAACGGACGAGGAGAAAGAAGAAUACCUUCAGGACGAGCAAGAGGUCAGAGCAGUUUGCAGCUUCCUUCGUGAGAAGGUUAUCCCCGAGCUCAUACACGACCUGUACGAAACCGAUGUCGGCUUUCCAAUGGACGGUGUAGCUCUAACGCAGCUCCUGCACAAACGUGGUAUCAACGUUCGGUACCUCGGUCUACUAACCAAAUCAGCAGAGGAGAAGGGACAACGAAUCAAAGCCUUUGCCACAGUCGCUCUACAGGAAAUGGUUGCUCGAGCUUUCAAGCACAUCAUAAACGGCUACCUUCGUCAUCUGCCUGCAAUUUUUGCUCCUAAUGCGAUAGCACAUCUACUCAACUGUCUCCUCGGCCGCGAAGUUAAUGCCGCACCAGGAGCUGAGCUUGGAGAAGAACAAUCUUUUUACAGUGAUGGAGAUUAUUCCUUCCAGAAAGUGACACCAGACCAGCUUGCCAAAGACAUUGAACUUCAGGUACGGAUGCGGUACAGGUACGAUCUGCCUGGCGAGUGGCAGAUGUCAAUCAAGCCGUUGCAACUGUUGCGUGAAAUAUGCUUGAAGAAUGGUAUUCAACUUGCCGCUAGAGACUUUGCAUUGACGAAGACGGACUUACAGGAGAGACCGGCUUUGAAUGGCACUGCAGUCAAUGGAGUGCACCACGAGGAAAACAAGAAGAAGAAGGCGAAGAAAGCACGUGGAAGGUCUGAAUCUCCUGAUAGCGAGACAAAGGAGAAGCCGCAAACCACCUUCGUACCUGAUGACAUCCUGAACGUGACACCAAUCGUCAAGGAUGCAUCACCUAAAAGUGCGCUAGCAGAGGAAGCGCUUGAAGCUGGCAAAAUCUCCCUGGCUCAAGGUCAGAAACAACUCGGUCAAGAACUCGUGCUUGAAUCACUUUCGCUACAUGAGCAGAUCUAUGGCAUAUUGCAUCCUGAGGUCGCGAAAAUGUACCAUUCGUUGUCUACAAUCUACUAUCAGAUCGAAGAGAAAGAGGCAGCAGUUGAACUAGCGCGAAAGGCAGUCAUCGUCACAGAAAGAACUUUGGGAGUCGAUUCGCAUGACACCAUCCUUGCCUACCUCAAUCUUUCUCUCUUUGAGCACCACGUUGGCAACACAAAGCGCGCUCUGAAAUAUGUUCGCCAUGCCUUGGAUGUGUGGAACGUGAUCUACGGGUCACAUCAUCCAGACUCAAUAACCACGAUGAACAAUGCUGCGGUGAUGUUCCAGUCAUUGAAAGAGUAUGCCGAAUCUCGUCGCUGGUUCGAAGCGUGCUUCAAGGUUUGUGAGGAGUUCUAUGGUAAACAGUCCAUCAAUGCUGCCACGAUUCUUUUCCAGUUGGCACAGGCACUAGCACUCGAUGGUGACGCGAAAGGUGCUGUCAACAAGAUGCGUGAAGCGUACAGUGUUUUCAAAGAGGAGCUUGGCGCUGAGGAUAGAAACACCAAGGAGGCAGAAACAUGGCUCGAACAGCUGACUCAGAAUGCUGUCAAUCUCGCAAAACAAGCUCAAUACUUGGAGAAGCGAGGUAUCAAAUAUAUGCAGAUGCCACGACUGCCUGGCGCGACGAGGUUACAGCCACAAAACGCAACGACUGCAGCACCCAAGGCUGCCACCAACAAUGGCACGACCACAUCGGCUACCUCCUCCACAACAACGAAUCCUACAGCGAAUGGAGCAGACAUGAGAAGCAUCGAUGAGCUGUUGAGAUUCAUUGAAGGCGGAGAUAUGGCUAGUCCAAAAGGGAAGAGCAAGCGAAAGAGUAUGAACCCCAAGGCAAGAGGCAGGAAGAGUGCGGCUUAG